AUGGACCUGAUGCCACUGAAAAGGGAGAUUCAAGAAUAUCUGAUUGAGAACCAUAACGACUUCAUACCUACAGAAAGUGAAUUCAUUUGCUCGCAGACUAUGAUGAGCUCACAAAAGGCUGCUCAAACAACAAAGACCGCACAUCCUCUCAAAUGCGACCAGUGCGGGAGAGGUUUUACUAAAAAGGGACACCUCAGAAACCACAUGAGGACUCACAAUGGAGAGAGCUCUUUCACCUGCCAACAGUGUGGAAAAGGUUUCACUCAAAAGUCAAACCUCAGAAACCACAUCAAAAUUCAUAUCGCGAAAAACGCUUUGACCUGCCAACAGUGUGGCAAAUCUUUCAGUAAUAAAGACUACCUUAAACGACACAUGAGAUGUGGGAAGAGCUACACAAGUCGGAGUAACCUUAAAUACCACAUGAAUGUUCAUGCAAAUGAGAACAGUUUUAUGUGCCAUCACUGCGGAGUGCGUUUCAGAAGAAGCGCUCAACUGAAGACUCAUGUAGAAACCCACAUCGAACUGGUGCCUUUAAUGUGUCGUCAGUGUGGAAAAACGUUCUCAACAAAAGAAAACCUCGAAGUUCACAUGAGAAACCACUCUAAGGAAAGACCUUACACCUGUCAACAGUGCGGGAAGCGUUUCAUCCGGAAUGCAAGUCUUAAAGAGCACAUGAUAAUUCACACUGGAGAGAAGCCACACAUCUGCCAACAUUGCGGGAAAAGCUUCUUUCGAAAAGCAUACCUUGAUAUCCACAUAAGGGUUCACACCGGAGAAAAACCGUACACCUGCCAAGAUUGUGGAAAGAGUUUCAUCCGGAAAGCACACCUUAAUACCCACGCGAAAGUUCACAGUGGGGAGAAACCUUACAGUUGUGAACUUUGCGGGAAGACCUCCUAUCGGAAAGAAGACAUUAAAAGGCACAUGAGAGUUCACACCGGAGAGAGGCCUUAUCGCUGCUCCAAGUGUGGAAAGGGCUUCACAUGUACAAGAAGCUUAAGGAGGCACACAAAAAUCCACCUACUGUAG
Molecule: messenger RNA, 1029 nt
Organism: Danio rerio (zebrafish)
Lineage: Eukaryota; Metazoa; Chordata; Actinopteri; Cypriniformes; Danionidae
Source: RefSeq, a predicted model, not a curated record